GCCACCCCACAUCCGCCGCUCCGCCUCGAUGCCACCUCCCGGGGUGGCCGGGGGCACCCACAACCGUCGCCUUUAACGGGACCGGUGUCCCCAGGUGUCCCAACUGAAGGGUGGCUCCACCUCGUCCCUCCCCUCGGCGCCUUCCUGCCUUCCUUGUGCUUGUCACUGGGGAUUAGCAGAGGGACAGCCCAGGGCUUGGGGACAGGGACAGGGACACCCGCCACCUCGCCUGGAUGUAGGAGGCCACGGCCGGCCAGGGAGGACCGAGGGCGGCAUCCUCCAUCCCUGCGGUGGGCGAGGACGGGGACCCCCCGGUGCCCCGCCAGCCCUUGGGGGCACCAUGAAGGACCGGCUGGAGCAGCUCAAGGCGAAACAGGACGCGGACGAUGACACCGAGGAGCUGGAGAUCGCCGUCGACAACACGGCGUUCAUGGAUGAAUUCUUCUCGGAGAUCGAGGAGACCCGGCAAAACAUCGACAAGAUCUCGGAGAACGUGGAGGAGGCCAAGAAGCUCUACAGCAUCAUCCUCUCGGCCCCCAUCCCUGAGCAGAAGACCAAAGACGACCUGGAGCAGCUGACGGCAGAGAUCAAGAAAAUGGCCAACAGCGUCCGCAACAAGCUGAAGAGCAUGGAGAGGAACAUCGAGCAGGACGAGGCACGGUCCUCCGCCGACCUCCGGAUACGCAAGUCUCAGCACUCGGUCCUGUCCCGCAAGUUCGUUGACGUCAUGACCAAGUACAACGAGGCGCAGGUCGACUUCCGGGAGCGCAGCAAGGGCCGGAUCCAGCGCCAGCUCGAGAUCACCGGCAAGAACACGACGGACGAGGAGCUGGAGGAGAUGCUGGAGAGCGGGAACCCCUCCAUCUUCACCUCGGGGAUCAUGGACUCGCAGAUCUCGAAGCAGGCGCUGAGCGAGAUCGAGGGGCGGCACAAGGACAUCGUGCGGCUGGAGAGCAGCAUCAAGGAGCUCCACGACAUGUUCGUCGACAUUGCCAUGCUGGUGGAGAACCAGGGUGGGCUGCUGGAUAACGUGGAGCAAUACGUGAUGCACACGGCUGAGCACGUGGAGCAGGCGAACCAGCAGACCAAGAAGGCACUCCAGUACCAGGGCCAGGCGCGCAAGAUGAUUCCAACUCUCCCAGUAGUGAAGUCUCCCAGCAGGACCCUCCCCGGCACCCUCCUCUCCCUGCUUCUCCUGGACCUGCUGCCCUCAGCCCCGGCACACCGGCUCCUGCCCUGGGCUCCGGCAUGGCACCGCUGCCUCUGCCUCCACGGAGGGACUCCGACGCCGGAGCGUUCUCCCCCACCAGACCAUCCCCUGCGGCCCUCGCUGUCCUGCCAGUCCCUGGAGUCUUCCCCUCUUGUCCUCAUGUCCCCUGCGGAAAGGGGACAGGACUCAACUAUUUAUUUUCCCUUUGCUGAUAAAUCAACUCCUCCUGGUCCCCCAUCUCUUGCCGGGGGGAGCGAGGAGGCUGGGGGCUAUGCUGGCACCGUGGGGAUGUUCCAGCCGGUGCCACGGCCCCAGCGAGAGGAGACGAGGUGCCUCGCUCUGGGCAGGCGAGGGCUGGACCCUCACCCGCACGGGCGUCCUGGGAGGACGAGGGACGGGGAUACGGUCAGGACAGGGGGUUUGGUGGCACCAGCAGCUGCCGGCAGGUCUGGCCACGCUUUGCUGUCCACCGUGCCGCGGCAGACGGAGCUGCCGGGGACUCUGUCCCCUCUUGGCCUUGAUGUCUGCGGUUGGUAGGUCCCCCGAUGCCGACUGGCCCGGUGUUGCGGGGAGCUGGGGCUGGAGGACGCGGCGGUCACCAUUAUUUAAUUCCCGUUAAAAUAAAGAUCCCUGCUGACGCCCACCCUGCGCCUCUCCUCUCUGUGCGCAAUGCGAUGCCGGGCCCACUGCGGGGACAAGCGGGGUGCUGGCACCCCCAGAAACCCCAAGCAGUGGGGGGCUGCCCCUGGGCUGAGCAUGGCUCCAGCUCAGCUCGCGGUGGCCGUGGCAUCACGGCUGGGCUAGUGGCUUUGGCUGAGGACCCGGGGUCUGGGACCGGCCCCCGUUUUCAGGUGCUGCAGUGACGCAGCCCCUUGGGGCGAAGAUGUGACAGGGGAGUGUGGGGCUGGGGACACCCCCAAGCCCCACAGGCUCUGCCAGGCCGGGCCCAAACCCUCUUCCCCCCGCGGUUUUGGGUAAGUCACGGCGAUGGGGACACGUCCCCACUGCGUGCUGGCGCUUGGCCGCCUGUCCCAGGGGGACACCGGCACAGCCGCGUCCCGGUGCUACACACAACCAGCUCACACCUACCCCGCUGCCUCCCCAGCCUCUGUCCCUGUCCCUUGUCCCCCCCUCCCCAACCCCGUGCCACCCGCGGCCCUGCCUCACCGCCCCU
Harpia harpyja (harpy eagle) is the source of this 2384-nucleotide messenger RNA. It is a transcript of the gene STX3, whose product is annotated as syntaxin 3. The transcript has 10 exons. Gene Ontology annotation, biological process: intracellular protein transport; exocytic insertion of neurotransmitter receptor to postsynaptic membrane; synaptic vesicle fusion to presynaptic active zone membrane. Lineage: Eukaryota; Metazoa; Chordata; Aves; Accipitriformes; Accipitridae. Gene Ontology annotation, cellular component: synaptic vesicle; presynaptic active zone membrane; plasma membrane. Bases 341 to 1747 code for a protein of 468 amino acids. The record is from RefSeq and is a predicted model, not a curated record. Gene Ontology annotation, molecular function: SNARE binding; SNAP receptor activity.